This is a messenger RNA of Anolis carolinensis (green anole), 7876 nucleotides long. RefSeq names its product C1q and TNF related 1 (gene c1qtnf1). Bases 283 to 1101 code for a protein of 272 amino acids. Lineage: Eukaryota; Metazoa; Chordata; Lepidosauria; Squamata; Anolidae. Gene Ontology annotation, molecular function: protein binding. The record is from RefSeq and is a predicted model, not a curated record. The transcript is spliced from 4 exons.
CCCCUUUCUUUCCCUCUUUCUCUCUCUUUCUUGACUUCUCAGAAAGCGUAUUUUCUGCUCAGAGUCUGAGAUCUGAAGGUGAGAGACGCAGGGCUGCCAGCUUUUCCUCCUCUCUACCCACUAACCGGGUGGUGGCGGCGGUGGCAGCAAAAGUGUUUAUUCAGAAGAAGGGGAUGCUCUAGAAGAACAAAGGCAAAGGCAAGCAGUGGCUCUGGCAUCCUCUAGUCCUGCCCCAAAGGUAGGUGCCAGCCAACUGGGAUAAAUUGCUUAGGGCUCGAAGCAAUGAAGGGGCCACUGGUAACAUGUGCCCUUUUGCUCAUCUGCCUCCUCUUCCAAGGUCAUUGCAAUGAGCAUGAUGUGGAAGAGAUGCCUGAAGCACCAACACAACCACCACCCCAGUAUGACAAUUCCAGGGCUGAGAAUGACUACCGGAAAUACAGCAAGCAGUCAAGAGGGUCCGAGUGUGUACGUUGCUGUGAUCCUCCUGAGGGCUUUGCGGCAUACCCAAUGUACCAGCCUUUGCCUCAAAUUAACAUUACCAUCCUGAAAGGUGAGAAAGGGGACCAUGGUGAGCGUGGCCCUCAAGGGAAGGUGGGCAAAGCUGGUUCUGCAGGAAGAAAGGGCCCAGUGGGCUUCAAGGGACAAAAAGGCAGCAUGGGAGCCCCAGGGGAGCGGGCCAAAACCAACUAUGCUGCUUUUUCGGUGGGACGGAAGAAACCUCUGCACAGCAAUGACUACUACCAGACACUUAUCUUCGACACUGAGUAUGUGAACCUCUAUGGGCAUUUCAACAUGUUCACAGGCAAAUUCUACUGCUAUGUGCCAGGCGUGUAUUUCUUCAGUCUUAAUGUGCAUACCUGGAACCAGAAGGAGACCUACCUCCACAUAAUGCACAAUGGGGCUGAGGCUGCCAUAUUGUAUGCACAGGCCAGUGACCGAAGCAUCAUGCAGAGCCAAAGCCUCAUGCUGGAGUUACAAGACCAGGACGAGAUCUGGGUGCGACUGUUCAAGGGUGAGCGGGACAAUGCUGUUUUUAGUGAUGAAUAUGAUACAUAUGUUACCUUCAGUGGGUACCUAGUUAAGCCCAGCUCCGAGCCAUGAAUCUGCAGGCAGAUGGACAAAAUACCGCUAAGAAUUUGACCUUGCUCCAUCCUUCCAGUGCAUUUCUACACAUUGUUUUGCAACACGAGCUUUCUGCAAGAAGCCACACACUAGUUCUGAAGACAACUUUUGUACUUGGAUCUCUAUCCACAUGAAAUCAUGGCCACAUUUUCCUUCAAUAAGCCUUCUCACUUUCAUCCUCUGCUCCUUCAACCCAAUCACACAACCUUGGGUCCUAUUGCUUAUUGCUCUGAUCACUAGUGCUGCCGGAGUAAGAAGUGGAGUAAGAAGCUCCUGUACUGUUAAUGACUGUCUAGAAGAGGGAACUUCAACGGUUGGUGCUAAGUACCAACCUGGAGACAUGCAGUGAUUCCUGAAAUUCCCAUUUCUACACAGUCAAUAAAGGUACUAGACACUGCUCCAGUUCUCAGUGUGACAACUCUUGUAAUUGUUAAUGUGGUCCAGAAAAUAACUUACUGGGGUCCCAUCUACACUGCCAUAUAAUGCAGUUUUUCUUUUCUUUUAAAGGUUUUUUGUGGGGUUGGGGUUGGGGAGGGGGUUCUUUCUUUGCUUUUCCAGGUUCACUGGGCCCGAGGAAGCAAAUUGGGCUGUGCAGAGUGACCCCUGGGUAGUCCUAGGACUACUCAGGGGUCACCAGGGGUCAGUCCCCACAGGGCUUAUACUCCAUUAGACCCAGGUCUUUCAGAAAGACCUGGGUCUAAUGGAGUAUCAAAUUAAUUUGUGACAAAGCAGAGUUUUCCUGCUUUGUUUCAAAUUAAUUUGGUUUUAUUGGAGAUGUCAUUUGGAUGCCUCCUAUAAAACUGCGGGAGCUCCUGUGUUAUGCGCCCUGUUUGGAAGGGUCCUCCUGCUCGAGCUGGCCUCAGCAUGUGGAGAGACACCUCCUAUGCAAACACUAUCUCAGAGGUAACAUCAAUCCAGCCAGUCCAGGUGCAUGCCCUGUGCCACCAUUUGGUGUGGUCAACUUAGCAAGACACCUCUCGUUCCCUGAACCUCAAGCAUUCAUUCUUUCUCUUUCUUACUGAAGCCUAUCUCUUUAGGAUAAGCAGAAGGCAGAAAAAGAAAUGGGCAGCUAAAAUUUUAAAUUUCCAACUAACUAGAAGCACCAUCUUUAUAGAGAUUUUUCUCCUGUAGUUUUCUCCUUAGUUCUUGGCUUUUCCCCUUGCAUUUAUAUCUGAAUUAUUUCUCAAUCUCAAUCAACUUCUCAGUUUGAUUGUUUGAGUGUUCAGACCCCCUUCUCUCCUUGACAAUAGCAUCAAUCUCUCACUGCUGGCCAACCUGCUCUUUCGUCACCAACUCUGCAAGGAAUAAUACCGGACCUCCCUCUGGUUCAAUGGCACAUAUGUGACCUUUUCUUUAAUAAUUGAGGACUCCGAGCUCUUUGCAACUCAUCUAUGUCUUCUUCUGUCAACAAGGAUGGGUGCUCCCUAGACUUUAUCACUGUCCCAAAUCUGCGCUCUUCCUAAUCCUGUCCAUGCGACCUAGAAGGGUAUUGUAUAAAAUUCAUGUAAAAAUUGUACUAUCUGCUAGUGCUUACAGGACCUUCUGAGACUGCUAGCUGAGAAACCUCUGGGUUUCUCAUGAUGUAUGAGGAGGUUAACUAUUUAUUCUCACCUAGUUUUUGCAUCAGCCAACGGUGUCCCUAAUAGAGAGUCACCUAACACCUGGAAGUGCCAUUGAACAAAAAUGGGUGGAUGUCUGGCUAGAAAGGGUAAAAUUGCCAGGGUCUGGAUUUCUGGGCUUCUGGGAACAUGUACAGUUUUUAAAAGUAUACAAUACAUCGUGUAUGUGUUCAUCUAUGCUUUCAAGUUGCCUGUCAACCAAUGACAACUUAAUGAAUUUUUAUAGGGUUUUCUUAGGCAAGAAAUAUCCUGAGGUGGUUUUGCAAUUCUUUCCUCUAAAAUAUAGCCUACAGCACCUGCUAUUCAUUGGCUCUUAUUCAAAUUCUAACCAGGGCUGAGCUUGCUUAGCUUCUAAGAUCAGACAGGAUCUAGUACGUUUAAGGUAUUCAUGUGAUUUAAUAACAUUGCAAAGAUACAAGUUUUGAUGUCUCAGCAUAGUCAAGACUUUGUAGGAAGAUUUAGUGAGGGUACCAAAAGUGUGUGUUUUGCUAUAGUCCAGCUUUCAGUGUACCUGGCUCUCUGAUAAAGUUAAGAUUUCCUUUUCAUUUCUAGAUGGGAUCUCUGUUAUCUCCAAACUCUGCUCAGAAAGAGCAGGGUUUUCUUUUUCCUGCCUGGAUGAAAGUGAGCUUUGAGGUGUGUUGAAGCCCAGGUUCCAGCCCCUCUUCAUCAGGCCGGAUUCCAGCUCUACUGUGGGCUGGAAGAGGCCCUGAGACCAGAGGUCCCCUCUUACCAAAUGUAAAUACCUACUUAUCUCGGUUAACAUUCUUCUUAGUAAUUAUAAAACUCAGUAGUGCAUAAUCCCUAUGCCUUCCUUAGUCUGGAAGCUGGCUGUAGUGGAGGACUUUCCCAUUGGAGGAAAGGUACCUGUUCUGUCCCCUGAGCAAAUUCUUGAAGGUGCUCUAAUCUCACCAGGAACAGUGUUGAAUUUACACAGGUGAACAGCUAACAAGGAGUUUAAUUUAAUUUGAUUGAGUAAUAAAAAUCAAAGUUCUAACUCCUCCCAGGACUAACAACGAUAAUUUGUAGGAAAAGUUGGAGGCUUGACUCAGUUUCAGUUCUUGCUUACUCUCUGCUCUUCUUCUGUGUCUUGUCUUCUAUACACCUAUGGCAAGGUUUCCUCAACUUGUAACACCAACUUCUAACGUGCAAUGUGUUUAGCUUCCUAGCUCCUCUCAGCACCUUCUUCUAAAUGGCUGGCUUCAAGGUAGCUGCUGGAUCUGUCUAACAAGCUCCAUCUCUUGAGGUGAAAGGGAAAGUGCUGCCUAUGGUUCCCUCCGAUAAACUAUACCGUAACGAACUGAACCACUUCUGACUAAGGGAGGCUUACUUAGAUAAAAUAAUAAAGUCUUUGUGGGGACAUGACAGUACCAUUUCAAGUGCUUCCUCUUUAGUUCAUAUCUUCUGUUUUGAUUUCUGAGAUUCUAAUUCUAAAAGGCAAUGGCCCCAGGUACUGGCUCUUAUACCUGGGAUUUCCAGGUCAGGACAAUCUCAGGGCUUGAGAUUUAAGAGGAGCCCCUACUGAUGAUUACAUUGCCCAUGAUGCAUUAGCCAUCACUCUCGAUUUUGCAGAGUAGGACAGAGUAGUAUAAAACACCAAGCAUAACAAAUGGGGAGUAUAUAUACAGUGUUCCCUCGCUACUUUGCAGUUCACUUUUUGCGGAUUCGCUGUAUCGUGGUUUUUCAUUAAACUCUAAAAAAAUAUUAUAAAUAAUAAAAAAUUACCAUUUACAGCCUAAGGAAGGGAGGAAGGAGAAGCCAAAGGGAGAGAAAAGGAACCUAAGCGGCAACGGGAGGAGAAGGCGGCAAUUUAUCAACACACGAUUGGUUGAUAAAGACUUAAAAUAGUUUAUAACUACUAAAAUAAUGUAUAAAUAUUAAAAUAAAUAUAGCAUCCCUACUUCGCAGAUUUUCACUUAUUGCGGGUGGUCCUGGAACUUAACUCCUGUAAUAAGUGAGGGAACACUAUAUAUAGUAGAGUCUCACUUAUCCAACAUAAAUGGGCUGGCAGAAUGUUGGAUAAGCAAAAAUGUUGGAUAAUAAGGAGGGAUUAAGGGAAAGCCUAUUAAAUGCCAAAUUACAUUAUGAUUUUACAAAUUAAGCACCAAAACAUCAUGUUUUACAACAAAUCGACAGUAAAAGCAGUUCAAUACAUGGUAAUGUUAUGUAGUAAUUACGGUAUUUACUAAUUUAGCACCAAAACAUUGCAAUGUAUUGAAAAUAUUGACUAUAAAAACAUUGGCUACUAACAAAUAGACUACAAAUAAUAGAAUUGCAUAAAAUGAAUGUACAGUAACAACAUUGUCAGAAAUUAAAUCCGUAAAAAGUUCAGUUCUUGCUGCCUAGAGAAACAGCUGUGGAUUCGGGCAGGAGGCAGACUGCGUUGGAUAAUCCAGAAGGUUGAAUAAGUGAGACUCUACUGUAUAAACACACACAUUUUCCCCCUAAACAAUGCUCUUACCUAGAGAUUCAUCCUCCUUUCCCUGAGCAUUUAAGAAGAAAGAUCAAGCCCUGAGAUUUGGGAAACCGACCCAUUCUGCAAAUUGGAUCCCCACUUCCUUGGCUUUGAGCACACCAUAGCUGAGUGGAACAGAGUUCCCGUGCUGUCCAACUUCAGAUCUCACUGUAUUUCUUUGAUACCAAAUGUCCCAGGGUGCAAUUGAAUAAUGACAUGUGCCUCCUGCCACCCCACUACAUCUAAUGAAUCCCUGUUGGCUAAGCCCAGCAGCUGUGGCUAACUCUGACAUCAGGUGCCAGUACUGCCUCAUUGGCCGCUUAAGGGUGGACAAGAUAUAACACCAUUUAGUAAUGGUAUAAAUGUUGAAAUUGUAAACCACAGAUGUGAGUGACCUGAUCCAAUCAAGGCCCUGAUGAUAGGUGUGGGAAGUGGGAAAUUUCACUUUCCCACUUCCCCCCAGUACGAAUCCUUAUCAGAGCCCCAACAUCUGUUCUUUGCAUGGCGAUUAGAAUGCUGAAAUUGCUAUAAAGAAGGGGAACAACUGCAUAUUUUCCAUUUUCUAGCAACCCCCAUCCCUUCCUCUUUAUUCAACAGGAAGUAGCCAUGUCCUGGAGGCAUCCAGAACCAGCAUCAUUUGAAGAUGCAGGUGGUGUGUGUGUCUGUGUAUACACGCACACACUAUGUGCUCAUGAAAUCUGCCUUUGGAUUGAACAUACAGAAGCAAUUAGAGUCCCAGCCAGGCUCUUGGCAAACCUUUCCUUCUAUUCUGCAUCUCCCCGCUCCAUGCACAGGAACUGAAGUCAUUUGGCUCAGAGGACAGAGUGUGAGUUUCUCUUUAUAGGCUCACGUCUUCGCACAAAUAUCACUUCCCUCUAAACACUGGCCUAUACUUUCUGAAAGAUUUGCUCUCUUGUGUGGGAAGGGUGCUGGCUUACUCAUAAACAAAGAAGAUCCCAGUGGCUUGCAAGAAAAAAAAACCCUGCUUUCAAAUAAGAAAUAAAUAACAAUUUAUUGUACUUUUUUGUUCUUCAAUCAAGGAGUAAGCUGUCAGAACUUUAUCAGAGGUAUACAGCUUUGUAAUUUGGUUGGUCUGUUUUAAUGUACUCACCCCCUGCUCUGCUACUCGAUUGCAUACUCCCCAACAAUUCACAUAUGAAAACUAUGGCCCCUUCCAUACAGCUGAAUAAAAUCCCACAUUAUCUGCUUUGAACUGCAGUGUGGACUCAGAUGACCCAGUUCAAAGCAGACAUUGUGGGGUUUUCUGUCUUGAUAUUCUGGGUUAUUUGGCUGUGUGGAAGGGCUCUAGGAUGCGAGUAUGAGGUCAAGAUGGCAAACGUUACUACGGGGAAGGACAACUUAAGCUAGGAAAUGCUGUACAAGUUUGCUUUUGCCUGAGUCUAAUGGGAAGGGAAAGAUUUUAACCUCCUCCACCCCCACCCCCCAAUGUAGUUAAUUGAGUACAAACUACUCCAGCACUUUGAAUUUGCAGCUAAAGACAAAGAAGAGAAGAGAAAUAGAAGGAAGUGUCAGAAAUGGGAACAUUUUAAAAGUAGUGGGUUUUUUUCAUGUCAGGAACGACUUGAGAAACUGCAAGUCGCUUCUGGUGUGAGAGAAUUGGCCAUCUGCAAGGACGUUGCCCAGGGGACGCCCAGAUGUUUGAUGUUUUACUAUCCUUGUGGGACACUUCUCUCAUGUCAGACCACACCUAGAAUACUGUAUCCAAUUCUGGGUACCGCAAUUGAAAGGAGAUGUUGACAAGCUGGAAGGUGUCCAGAGGAGGGCGAUUAAAAUGAUCAAGGGUCUGGAGAACAAGCCCUACGAGGAGAGGCUGAAAGAGCUGGGCAUGUUUGGCCUGAAGAAGAGAAGGCUGAGAGAAGACAUGAUGAGGGCCAUUUAUAAAAAUAUGUGAGGGGAAGUCAUAGGGAGGAGGGAGCAAGCUUGUUUUCUGCUGCCCUGGAGACUAGGAUAUGGAACAAUGGCUUUAAACUACAGGAAGGGAGAUUCCACCUGAACAUGAGGAACAACUUCUUCACUGUGAGAGCUGUUCAGCAGUGGAAGUCUCUGCCCCGGAGUGUGGUGGAGGCAUCCUCCAAAUGGCCAUCUGUCAGGGGUGCUUUGAAUGAAAUUUCCUGCUACUUGGCAGGGAGUUGGACUGGGUGGCCCAUAAGGUUUCUUCCAACUCUAUGAUUGUAUGUCCCCGCAUGGGGAGCUAGAGCUGACCCACUCUCCCUGGAUUCGAACCAUUGACCCAUUGGUCAGCAGUCCUGCCAACAAAAGUGUUUAAUCCAUUGUUCCACCAGGGGAAAAGUAUAACUGAAACUGUCCCUACCAAACGGAAACAGGUGGAGUGUAGGAAAGAAUUGGGAAAUCUACCUCAGAAUAUUUCUUGCCUAAGAAAACCCUGUGAAAUGUGAGAAGUCAACAUCAUUUGACAAAUGACUUAAAAGUACAUACAUAGUAAGACCCCUAUAACCUUGCAACCUUUUUUCCACAGUUUCACUUACCUCCACCAAGAGUUCAAUGGUCUUUCUAAGAAGUCACUAGGUCGUUCAGAUAAUUGUAUGGUGUACGUCUCUAUGAAUGUCUAGAUCAGGGGUUCUCAAACUUUUUCAGCCACGGAGACAUUUUUGAAGCAAAAUGUCUUGUGGAACCCCAAUAAAUGUUUAUAUAUUACAUAUUA